AUGUCGGGAUUUUCGUCGUCAUGGGGGCUUGGGGAUGCUGGACGGGAGCGUGGUGGACGCCGCCAGAAGGUCUACGGAUAUCUCAAGGCUGCGAAUGAGUUGCGCCAGUCGUAUACGUCACAGCUGGCUACAUCUAUUAACAAUGUUCGGGAAUACGGUGAUGAGUUUCAUGAUACCCCUGGUGCAUUUCCGGAUGUUGAGAUUGCGCGGUCUGGACACGAGGAGAUGGUUAUAUUCCCCAGCUAUGCGAGGAAGCUCUCUGGGAACAAGGCGGCGGAUGCUCGUCGACGGAAGAGCUCUAGGAGUUCUACUGAUACGAUCGAUGCAUACCGCGGGGAAGAGGAUGAAUUCGAGCAGUCGGAUCUGCUUGACUGGGAGGAGUACGAGAUCGAGAAUGCGGUUGUUGCUGUUGAUGUGCGAGGAUGGUUAUAUUCGCCUCAUCGCGGGCCGAUGACGCGGAAGAAUCGCUUGAUGGUUGCAUUGGCGCGGAGGCUGAGUGGUGUCCCUGCUCCAGGAAAUCCCUCGACGGAUAAUGGCGAUGGGAGCGACAAGAUCACUUCUCAGGGAGAAGAUGAAAUAGUCAACAAGGAAAUGCAGUCCAUGAUCAGCAAAGCAGAGUCGGAAGCCGAUCCAGCUUGGAAGAGCGGCGCGCGAAAUGGCAGUGAAAGCGAAUGCCCAGGGCGCCCUCCACUACGGACAACGACCACCUCAGCCACGGGACCUGCGCAAAUGACCAAAGACGAGCUGUCUGUCGCCAACGCGCACCUCAUGGAACGAUUGCGACCUUUUCUGGCGAAUCCAAUGAUGGAUAUGCCCGUGACUGUUUUCUUUUUUAACGACGAGCAGAGUCAGUCGAGGAGUGUCAUUACGGAUGCGUCGGGCCAUUUUAUCCUUCGUGCUGCAUUACCGUUCGUCCCAACGCAUAUCCGUGUUUUGGCAUCUGAGAAUCUGUCUGCUGCCAAGGAGAUCAAAGUCAUCGAACCAAGCGGAGUUAGUCUGAUCAGUGACAUCGACGACACAGUGAAGCAUUCUGCCAUUGCUAAUGGAGCGAAAGAGAUGUUCCGGAAUACUUUUGUUCGGGAACUGUCAGAUUUGACCGUGCGCGGUGUCGACGAGUGGUAUACUCAGCUGGCCAAGUUGGGUGUCGAGAUUCACUAUGUCUCUAAUGCUCCGUGGCAGCUUUAUCCUCUGCUGGAACGGUUUUUCAAGUUGGUUGGGCUGCCGCCCGGCUCGAUUCAUCUGAAGCAAUACAGUGGUAUGCUCCAAGGUAUUUUUGAGCCUACAGCAGAGAGGAAACGGGCGUCAUUGGAACGUAUUUUGAAAGACUUUCCCAAUCGAAAAUUCAUCUUGGUCGGCGACAGUGGCGAGGCGGAUCUUGAGGUUUAUACCGAAAUUGUUUUGGCGAAUCCAGGGAGGAUUCUGGGAAUCUUCAUACGGGACGUCACCACGAGUGAUCACGCGUUAUUCUUUGAAAAAUCCGUUGAUUACUUGGAGAAGGGCCCUUCUCGAAGCCGGAGCACUGGCCAGCUCGUUCGAGAUCAAGAUUCUGAUGCUGCGAACCGGCCUUCGCUGCCGCCGCGUCGGCCCACUGGGCAGUCUGCAGUUUCUAUCAACGAUGCUAGAAGCAUUGACAAUGGCGAUCUUAUUGAUCUCCGGGAGGAAGGAGAAGAGGGCGAGGUAUCCCAGAAACCGGGAGCAGCCCGUCCACCUACUAAGCCUUCGAAGCCGCAAACCUUGCGUACAGCAUCGACCACCUCGGAUGUGACCGAUUCUUGGACUCAAGAAGCAUCUCGACGUAAACCUGUACCUCCAGUUCCACCACGUCGUUCCGCUCCGUCCGUGGCAGACAAUGCUUCGAGACAUGCAUCCAACCAAGACCUAGCACGGACUCAAUCGUCUGAUGUUGCAGUACGUUCCAAACCACCAGCACCUCCACCCCCGCCUCCGCGUAGGACGAACACUGGUACCUCAACUCCAUCAUCCGUCAACAGCAGCAAGAGCUCGACACCGACACCGCCGGCACCCCAGAGACAACAGCAGUCAUAUCCCGUAGCGGCAGCUUCUGCAGCAUACCAAUACGCGUCGGAUCGAAUCUGGCUACCGUCACCCUCGAAUGUCUUGCGGUCUGCGGCAACUCCUAUAGCGAGCCGGACAAGCAGCAGCAGCGUCAACGAGCAGGAGGGUUAUGGCUCGUCUGGUCCCUCUGCACCUCUGCCAAAUAAGCGCGAGGAGCUCUGGCGCCGGCGCUGGGAGCGGGCAAGUGAAAUUUUGCAGCAGAAGGGAGUUGUACUCGGUAGCUGGCGGGUUGGGAAUGACGUGCAAGACGUAUGUAUCUGGCUGGUUAAGGAUGCGAUGAAGGAAAUGCGGGAUGGUAAUGCAAAGGGUGGAUUAAAGCCUUGA
Messenger RNA from Aspergillus glaucus CBS 516.65, 2400 nucleotides. Its product is annotated as phosphatidate phosphatase App1 family protein. Gene Ontology annotation, cellular component: actin cortical patch. Lineage: Eukaryota; Fungi; Ascomycota; Eurotiomycetes; Eurotiales; Aspergillaceae. The transcript has a single exon. Gene Ontology annotation, molecular function: phosphatidate phosphatase activity. The record is from RefSeq and is a predicted model, not a curated record. The coding region runs from base 1 to 2400 and encodes 799 amino acids.